Prorocentrum cordatum is the source of this 1271-nucleotide messenger RNA. Lineage: Eukaryota; Dinophyceae; Prorocentrales; Prorocentraceae. The record is from the annotation of a GenBank genome assembly.
GUGGCGGGGCGGGUGGCCAGGUGUUGCUCUGGCCGCUCCUGGAGCAGGUUGCGCUUCAGUUGGUGGCCGCGAGGGGGGGCUCUCUGGCAGACGGGGCGAGCUACGCCGCUCCGGCCUUCGCGGCGUCUCUGGUCGUGGCCGCGGCCUGCGCCGCCGUCUACCUCGCUCUGGGCGCUGUCGGGCCGCCAGGCGAUCAGCAGGAGGCCCAGCCGGGCGCGGCCGCUGCAGGAUCGGCCUCCGGCCUUCGCCUGGGCUCUCGGCAGUCGCUGCCCGCCGCGGUGGCGGCGUCCCUGAGGUCCCUCCGCGGCGCGCCGGGCCGCUCGGCGCUCGAGCCCGCACCCUCGCUGGCUGCCUCCCAGCAGAGCGCCGCAGGCCUCCCAGCGCGUGGGCCCGGGGACGCCGCGCGCCCGCGGCCCCGCGCGGCGGCGGCCUCCCCGAGCCCCUCCCCGGUGCGCGAGGGCCUCGCCGCGCCGGCCUCCCCGCGCGCCGGGGCCGCCGCCCGCGGAGGCGCGCUCGGCUUCGCCCGCGGCUGGCGCCUCGGGGGCGCGCCCCUCGGGGGCGCGGCCCGCGGCCCGCCCGCGGCGCCCUCCCGGGCGCCGCCGCGGGCGGCGGCGGCCUCGCCCUCCGCCAGCCCGCGCCGCGGUGGCGCCCUCGGCGGCAGCGCGGGCCCGGAGGCUCCGCGCGUCUCGUCGCCCCGCGCGGCGCUGUGGCCGGCCCUGCUCGCCCCGGGCCGCGGAGGGUAUUUGUACGUCGCCGCCCGGGAUGUGGCGGCCGCUGCCGGCGGCGGCGGCUUCUCUGUCAUCGGGCCGCUGGGCCAGGAGCUGCUCCGCGCGUGCGUGGAGCGGGAGGGCGGCGCAACCAGGCUGAGCCUCUCCCCGGUGCGCCUGGGCACAGCCCCGGCCGUGGUCCGCCCGUCGCCGCAGCGGGGCCCAGGGAGUCGGGACGGCUCCGCCGGCCCGACCGGGACCCAUGCGGAGCUGGACAUAGUCGGGCCCGACGGGAAGCGCUUCGGCACGCUGGCGAAGCUGCGGGACGGGGCCGGCCCGCACAUCGUGCGGAGGUCGGGCGAGGACCUCCCGGCGGUGGUUGUCAGCGGGGAGCCCAGCGAGCUGCGUCUCACGGCCACAGCGGGCGAUGGGGGCCUCAUGGCCUCGACGGCGCGGGUGCGCGGCUGGGGCGGUCGGCCCGAGCAGGUGGAGGUCAAGGCUCAGCCGGGCGUCGACACCGGCCUGAUGCUGGCGUGCGUGCUCUCGAUCAUCCUGCCCCUGUGA